Lodderomyces theae is the source of this 1416-nucleotide messenger RNA. RefSeq names its product RuvB family ATP-dependent DNA helicase pontin. The coding region runs from base 1 to 1416 and encodes 471 amino acids. The transcript has a single exon. Gene Ontology annotation, cellular component: Ino80 complex; Swr1 complex; R2TP complex. Gene Ontology annotation, biological process: regulation of transcription by RNA polymerase II; chromatin remodeling; box C/D snoRNP assembly. The record is from RefSeq and is a predicted model, not a curated record. NCBI's taxonomy places the organism in Eukaryota, Fungi, Ascomycota, Pichiomycetes, Serinales, Debaryomycetaceae. Gene Ontology annotation, molecular function: ATP binding; ATP hydrolysis activity; DNA helicase activity.
AUGGUACAAAUAAGUGAAGUCCCAGACAACAACAACAAAAACACAUCCACCUCGGCUUCUGCCUCUACCUCCGCCAAGGAGAACAGAACUGCUGCACACACCCACAUCAAAGGACUCGGUUUGAACGAACAUGGAAUUGCCAAGCCAAUAGAAGGCGGAUUCGUAGGACAACAAGACGCACGUGAAGCAUGUGGUAUAAUUGUUGAUUUAAUCAAGAGUAAGAAAAUGUCAGGUAAGGCAGUUUUGAUUGCUGGUCCACCUGCCACUGGUAAGACGGCAUUGGCGUUGGCAGUGUCGCAGGAAUUAGGGCCCAAAGUCCCCUUUUGUCCUAUUGUUGGGCUGGAGUUGUAUUCAGCUGAAGUUAAAAAGACCAGUGCGUUGAUGGAGAAUUUCAGAAAGGCAAUUGGGUUACGGAUCAAGGAGACCAAGGAGGUUUACGAAGGUGAAGUGAUUGAAUUGACUCCAGAGGAAGCUGAGAAUCCAUUGGGCGGGUAUGGCAAAACUAUAAGUCAUGUUAUUGUUGGUUUGAAAACGGCAAAGGGAACAAAGAAUUUACGGUUGGACCCAAGUAUUUACGAGUCGCUACAAAAGGAGCGUGUUGCUGUUGGAGAUGUCAUUUACAUCGAAUCAAACACUGGUGCAGUUAAGCGUGUUGGUAGAUCAGAUGCAUACGCCACCGAAUUCGAUUUAGAGGCUGAAGAAUACGUUCCACUUCCAAAAGGGGAAGUACACAAGAAGAAGGAGAUUGUCCAAGAUGUGACAUUGCACGAUUUGGACGUUGCAAAUGCUAGACCUCAAGGUGGACAGGAUGUGUUGAGUAUGAUGGGUCAGUUGUUGAAGCCCAAAAAGACGGAAAUCACUGAUAAAUUGCGCAGCGAAGUGAAUAAAGUAGUAUCAAAGUAUAUCGAUCAAGGAAUAGCCGAGUUGAUUCCUGGUGUUUUGUUUAUUGAUGAAGUCAAUAUGUUGGAUUUGGAAAUAUUCACCUAUUUGAACAAGGCAUUGGAAAGCAAUAUUGCCCCUAUUGUCAUCUUGGCUUCAAAUAGAGGUUUAACAACAGUUAAAGGAUCUGAUGACUUGUCUAUUAAAGCACCCCAUGGAUGUCCACCAGAUUUGAUUGAUCGUUUGUUAAUUGUUAGGACAUUGCCUUAUAAUCAAGAUGAGAUCAAGACCAUCAUUACCAAGAGAGCAAACUUGGAGAAUUUGACUCUAAGUGAUGACGCAAUCAAUAAAUUGAGUCAAGAUGGAAUAAAGACUUCAUUGAGGUACGCUUUGCAGUUAUUGACUCCAGCUGGUAUAUUGAGCUCUAUUGCUGGUCGCUCGACUGUUGAAUUACAAGAUAUCGAAGAGUGUGAGUUGUUGUUUUUGGAUUCAAGAAGAUCGACUAAAGUUUUGAAUGAAUCAAAGACAUUCCUCUAA